AUGAGUACCCCACUUGAAAUGUCACUGCAAACGAGCCUGGACAAGCGAGCUAAAAUUGGCAUGCCAGUGCUCGAUCUUCUUCGCCCAGCAGUCUCCACCAACGUCCCCGACUUCUUCUCCAAUGACUACCUUUCCAUCACCACCAAUCCUCAGCUGAACAGCGAUGUUAUCAAUGCACUCAUCCCGUCAAAAAAACUGCUCGGCUCUACGGGUUCCCGUCUGCUCAACGGGAAUAGCCCGAGUCAUGCAGAGACGGAGAAAUACCUCCAAUCCCACUUCAACGCCCCUGCAGCUCUCAUGUUCACCUCCGGUUACGAUGCCAACGUCGGAUUCUUCGGGUGUGUACCCCAGGCAGAGGACGUCAUUGUCUUCGACGAGCUUGUUCACGCGUCGGUGAGGGAUGGGAUCGCUGCAGCGCGGACGCGCAACGCGUACCCCUUCUCCCACAACUCUGUCGCGUCUUUCGAGAACUGCAUAGCCAAGCUCUUGAAGAAGCGACCGGAGAUCUUGGCCGGCAAAUCGACAGUUUUUGUCGCAGUGGAAAGCUUGUACAGCAUGGAUGGAGAUUUCUCUCCUUUACCACAGAUCAUUGAGACUCUCCAUCGGUAUAUACCGAAGGCAUAUAGUCACAUGGUUGUGGAUGAGGCGCAUACGAGCGGAUUGUAUGGCCCGAUGGGUCGGGGGUAUGUGGAACAACUAGGGUUGCAGAACGAGGUGGACACGGUCCUUCAUACAUUUGGAAAGGCUAGAGGCUUGACGGGAGCUGUCAUUCUCACGUCGCCAAUUAUCCGGAAGUACCUUGUCAAUUAUGCUCGACCUUUGAUCUACACGACUUCAAUGCCCCAUCUCCACCUCAUAGCUAUCAGAAGCACGUUCGAGUUCAUUUCGGGAACUGAAGGGGACAGGCUUCGGAAACAAGUUUACAACUGCAGCCAGUACUUCGCUACCAAGCUCCAGCAAGCUUUGAAAGGCGUUCCAAAAUCUGUCCUCGCGAUGUGUGCGGCUGACAGAAGCAAAGAUCCUCUUGUCUCGCCAAUAUUCCCCUUGCUCACGAACCAGUCGCUGAAACUCGCGGAAUAUCUUAAUUCAAGAGGAUAUGCCGCUCAGGCGAUUCCUUUCCCUGUCGUACCGAGAGGCCAGGAGCGCAUUCGAGUGGUGAUCCAUGCAGAAAACACCCUCAGCGAUAUCGACAUAUUCAUUGGUAUCCUCCUCGACUGGGCGAUGUCUCAAUGGUAUAAGAAGGGUAAAGAAGUCGGAGCUAUGUCAAUGUCUGAACCUGGUCCCAGAGCAAUGCUGUAAAGGACUGCCGCGGUGAAGAUUAGACGAUCUUCGAGUGAUAAUAUAUAUAUCCAGCUGGUGGUAACAGGUCAAUAACCCGAACAUAUGUCGCCGAUAAUAGGACACGACGUACCUCCAGUUAAAUUAUGUAGAUGAUCUGCAUAGUGGUCUAAUGGCAGCCUAGUCGGCAUUUUGAAAUGCAGUAUUUCGGUCAUGAGGUGGCGUAAGAACCUUAUUAGGAUACC
Molecule: messenger RNA, 1523 nt
Organism: Desarmillaria tabescens
Lineage: Eukaryota; Fungi; Basidiomycota; Agaricomycetes; Agaricales; Physalacriaceae
Product: aminotransferase
Exons: 3
Coding region: 1-1299 (432 amino acids)
Biological process (GO): biotin biosynthetic process
Molecular function (GO): pyridoxal phosphate binding
Source: RefSeq, a predicted model, not a curated record